Messenger RNA from Rhododendron vialii, 1937 nucleotides. Its product is annotated as probable serine/threonine-protein kinase PBL3. Gene Ontology annotation, biological process: protein phosphorylation. The transcript has 7 exons. Bases 420 to 1595 code for a protein of 391 amino acids. The record is from RefSeq and is a predicted model, not a curated record. NCBI's taxonomy places the organism in Eukaryota, Viridiplantae, Streptophyta, Magnoliopsida, Ericales, Ericaceae. Gene Ontology annotation, molecular function: protein kinase activity; ATP binding.
CCCCACAAAAUUCAGACCGUCGGAAUGGACCGCUGGGGAAAAAAGCGACAAUUGCAGGGGGAAGACUGAUGAAUCGGUCAAAAAUCGUCACUUAUUAUUGAGAUUUUGAAAAGGGCAAUCUGAAACAGGGAAGCUCUCUGGAAAGUCAGAUUAUACAAUACAAUAAUAUUUGUCUACAAUAGAUAGAUAGAGAUAGCAAGGCAUUGAUGUCGAGGGACCACAGAUUUGGUAUUACGUGAUUGAUUUUCAAUGCGGUUUGAAGACUUUGGUGGAAGACCCAUUUGACUGACGGCGAUCCAAAGGUCUAUUGUGUCCCAGAGUCUUUUAACCCAGAGUAUGGGUUUCGUAUUGGUUUCAUUCUCUCCAUCCAUCAGGGUGAGCUGUGGCAGAUAUAGAGAGAGAGGAGAGAGAGAGAAGAUAUGGGGAAUUGUUGGGGAAGACCAGCAAAGUGUGCUCAUGCUUCUUCUAACCAGUUCCCUGAGAUUGCAAUGCCGACUGGCAAGGAAAAACAGGCUACAACCCUCUCCAGCCAGCAAACACCUUCAGAAAGUUUGACCAACACUCUCAUAACACCCAAAGGUGAUACAUCUACCUGCAACAUCAGGUCCUUCAGUUUCAAUGAUCUCAAGAAUGCCGCAAAAAACUUCCGGUCUGAUAGUCUUCUUGGCGAGGGGGGGUUUGGAUGUGUCUUUAAAGGAUGGAUUGAUGGGAACACUUUUGCACCCAGCAAACCUGGAACUGGGGUUGUAGUGGCCAUCAAAAUGCUCAAGGCUGAAAGCUUUCAAGGUCACAGGGAAUGGCUUACAGAAGUUAACUACUUAGGUCAGCUUCGCCAUGAAAAUCUUGUGAGACUCAUUGGAUAUUGCUCCGAGUUUGAGAACAGACUUUUAGUUUAUGAGUUCAUGUCCAAGGGAAGCUUGGAAAAUCAUCUAUUCAGAAAAGGUGUUGAACCUCUUCCUUGGACUACACGGAUGCGUAUUGCUGUUGAUGUUGCUCGUGGAUUAUCCUUUUUACAUAAUUUGGACGCCAAUGUGAUCUACCGUGAUUUGAAGGCUUCAAACGUUCUACUUGAUUCGGAUUACAGCGCAAAGCUUUCAGAUUUUGGCUUAGCAAGGGCUGGUCCAACUGGAGACAACACUCAUGUGUCCACAAGAGUUGUGGGAACUCGGGGUUAUGCUGCACCAGAAUACGUAGCAACAGGUCACUUAACUCCAAAGAGUGAUGUCUACAGUUAUGGAGUUGUGUUGCUGGAGUUGCUAUCAGGAAGACGGGCGACGGGCGACGACAGGCCUGGGAGUGUCGACGAAACUUUGGUGGAUUGGGCAAAGCCUUUCCUGCGCGACAACCGACGAAUUUUGAGAAUCAUGGACACACGACUAGGGGGCCAGUAUUCCAAGAAGGGGGCCCUAUCUGCUGCUUCACUUGCAUUACGGUGCCUGCACAUAGAUCCCAAAAAUAGGCCAGCCAUGACGGAUGUUCUAUCUGACAUGGAACAACAACUUCACACAUCCAAGGAUGUCCCCAGGACCACACCCGCAACGAACCUGGAGCAUCGUGGGAUUCAACGGUUGAGGUACCCCAACAACUCAAGAUAAUGCCACACUCGUCUCAUCUAUGGAGAUCAUUUAUUUGGAAACAUAUUCAAUGGCGCAUCACCAUCCGUCGCCCUAAAUCGUGUGUAACUGGUUCAAACUGUAUGGCUCAAGGUUUCUUUGCUGGUAUUUUGGGAGACAAAGAACUCAUGGCAAAAACUCCAAGGUCUGAAACUGAGGAGCUUGGUCUUUUCCAAGUCUAACUCUUGUGGUUUACUCCACAAGCGGUUUGUCCCGGAUUAGGCGGGUUUUGCUAUCUUACGGUGGGAUUGGGUUCCUUAGGGUUUAGUCGAGGUCUGCGUAAGUUGGCAGUGAAUGGUUUGGGGUAAUGUGACAACCAAAUCU